Pseudophryne corroboree (corroboree frog) is the source of this 3015-nucleotide messenger RNA. RefSeq names its product discs large MAGUK scaffold protein 4 (gene DLG4). Bases 22 to 2202 code for a protein of 726 amino acids. Lineage: Eukaryota; Metazoa; Chordata; Amphibia; Anura; Myobatrachidae. Gene Ontology annotation, cellular component: neuromuscular junction; basolateral plasma membrane; postsynaptic density membrane. Gene Ontology annotation, molecular function: kinase binding. Gene Ontology annotation, biological process: embryo development; establishment or maintenance of epithelial cell apical/basal polarity; chemical synaptic transmission. The transcript has 20 exons. The record is from RefSeq and is a predicted model, not a curated record.
AAGAAGAAGCAGAACACGAAGAUGAGUCAGAUACUGAUCCCGAGGAAUUGUGGUAACAAACAUUGGCAAUCAUUCAGCUCCAGACUCGCGUGCGAGGCCGCCCAGAUGUUACCGCCCAGCGAUGCAGUGGCCAGUUCCCCUCCUGUGAUUGUAAAUACUGAUACAUUGGAAGCGCCAGCAUAUGUUAACGGAACAGAGGCUGAGAUGGAGUAUGAAGAAAUCACCCUGGAGAGAGGUAACUCAGGUUUGGGGUUCAGCAUUGCAGGGGGCACUGAUAAUCCCCAUGUAGGGGAUGACCCCAGCAUAUUCAUCACCAAGAUCAUUCCUGGAGGAGCAGCGGCACAGGAUGGGCGGCUCAGGGUGAACGACAGUAUCCUCUUUGUGAAUGAGGUUGAUGUACGCGAGGUGACGCACAGCACGGCGGUAGAAGCUCUGAAGGACGCUGGAUCUAUCGUCCGUCUCUACGUCAUGCGCAGGAAACCAGCGUCAGAGAAAAUUAUUGAAAUCAAACUGAUUAAGGGUCCCAAAGGUCUGGGUUUCAGCAUUGCCGGUGGCGUAGGCAAUCAGCACAUUCCAGGUGACAAUAGUAUAUAUGUCACCAAGAUUAUUGAGGGUGGCGCAGCGCACAAGGACAUGCGGCUUCAGAUUGGAGACAAGAUUCUUGCGGUGAACCACGUGAGCCUGGAGGAUGUCAUGCAUGAAGACGCAGUUGCAGCUUUGAAGAAUACGUCAGAUAUUGUCUAUCUGAAAGUGGCCAAACCAACCAAUGUUUAUCUAAACGAUUCCUACGCUCCACCCGAUAUCACCACGUCCUACUCUCAGCAACUGGACAGUGACUUGUGUCAUCCCAGUUACCUGGGCCCGGAGUAUGCGCCGGUGAUGACACCAACCUCACCCCACAGAUACUCCCCCAUUCCUAAAGAGCUAAUGGGAGAGGAGGAGGUACCACGGGAACCACGCAGGAUUGUGAUACACCGUGGAUCUACCGGUCUAGGUUUUAAUAUCGUUGGUGGAGAAGAUGGGGAAGGGAUAUUUAUCUCGUUUAUCUUGGCCGGGGGACCGGCAGACCUGAGCGGAGCGUUGAGGAAGGGAGAUCAGAUUAUGUCUGUGAAUGGGGUGGAUCUUAGGAACGCUACGCAUGAACAAGCCGCUCUGGCUCUGAAGAAUGCUGGUCAGAUCGUCACCAUUAUUGCGCAGUACAAGCCUGAGGAAUACAGCAGGUUUGAAGCGAAGAUCCAUGACUUGCGGGAACAGUUGAUGAACAGUAGCCUUGGAUCAGGGAGCGCUUCGCUCCACAACGCAAAUGGCAGCAAAAGAGGAUUCUACAUCAGGGCACUCUUCGACUACGACAAGACCCGGGACUGUGGCUUCCUCAGCCAAGCCCUGAGCUUCAAGUUUGGGGAUGUUCUGCAUGUCCUUGAUGCAGCCGAUGAAGAGUGGUGGCAGGCACGACGUGUCCAGCCCGAAGGAGAGGAGAUCGGUUUUAUCCCCAGUAAGAGAAGGGUGGAACGACGGGAGUGGUCUCGGUUAAAGGUAAAGGAUCGAAGCAGCACCACAGGGUCUCAGAGUCGGGAAGAGACGGUUCUCAGUUAUGAGACUGUUGUACACAUGGAAGUUCAUUACGCCCGUCCCAUCAUCAUACUGGGCCCCGGGAAGGACAGAGUUAAUGACGAUCUUCUAUCUGAGUUUCCUGACAAGUUUGGCUCCUGUGUCCCCCAUACGACACGCCCCAAGCGGGAUUAUGAGGUGGACGGGCGAGAUUACCACUUUGUAUCAUCUCGGGAAAAAAUGGAGAAGGACAUCCAGGGUCACAAGUUCAUUGAGGCCGGACAGUAUAACGGACACUUGUAUGGAACGAGCGUGCAGAGCGUCAGGGAAGUGGCCGAGCAGGUAGGGAAGCAUUGUAUCCUAGACGUAUCGGCCAACGCUGUCAGACGCCUGCAAGCUGCACAGCUUCAACCCAUCGCCAUUUUUAUACGGCCUAAGACAUUGGAGAAUAUCCUAGAAAUUAACAAACGUCUAACCGAGGAACAAGCUAGAAAAACAUAUGAAAGGUCAACAAAACUGGAGCAGGACUUUACAGAGUGUUUUUCAGCGGUGGUCGAGGGAGAAAGUUUUGAAGAAGUCUACCAUAAAAUAAAAGGGAUCAUUGAGGACCUCUCAGGGCCCUACAUUUGGGUUCCUUCUCGUGAAAGACUUUAAAACCAGCCUCUUCCUCCAACCCCACCGUGAAGCAGCGGAGACUCCUCUCUCUCGGAGCUUUGUAUGUCAGGAGGCAAUAAGGCACUCUGGAUCCUCCAUGGCCCUGAUGUCGCCACCCCUCCCUGGAGUGCCUUAUUACUUCUAUAGGGGCUGAUAUCCUCCCACAUAACAGGAGACCAGAAUGUUUGUGUUUAUAUAUGUUUUUUACGUGUGUAUUUAAACAUGCACAAAACUAUAUAGACCACAAUCCGGCUCUUCUGUUCCUGCUUGGCUCCUCGUGGGAGUGGUUUCUUUGUGGUCCCGCCCCUGCUGUAUGCAGUUGGGUGUGGACUCACAGUCACACCUCAUACAGUGCAUAGGGCCUGUUGUAUAAAAAGACUUUUAGUCAUGGUUUUUUAUCUCGCUGUCUGCGUUUAUCUUGUGCAUGCGUCUUAUACUGGAAGGGGGCGGGGACUCUGGAUUCAUGGACAAAUACCCCUUUCUCCCCUCAAUCCCCACACACAUGUCCUUAGAGUAUGGGGCAGUAUGAACAUUAUCUCCCCCCGUGAGGGGCAGUAGAUUCAUGGAUGUCUCCUUAGCUCUCAAACAAAGCCAUGGAGGGGUUAAGUGUGCAAUGCUCUGCAGGGCUCUGGUAAGGAGCUUGAAAGAAACGCUCUGCGGACUUUUUCCCAAGAGGUGCUUAGGAUGCGAUGCUCUUCAGGACACUGGGUACACAUCGGGGCCCUGCAGGGCUCAGGCAGCGAAGGGUUACAUACAGUACAGUAAUAAAAAAUAAAACUAUUUUAUGUGGAUAAAUAAAAUGUUAUAUAUUUA